AUGGCGGAAGAAGAAAAUCAAGAUGUCUUUCUACAAGAAAAUGAAGUAGAAGAAGUUGUAAACCAAGAUGAGAAUGAAAUGGAACAAGAUUUCGAGGAAAAUGAAGAAUUGGAUCAAGAUCAAGGUGCUGGUGGUUAUCACUCAGUAAUGGAUCAUUCCGUUCAAGGAUUCUUUGAACAUAAAGAUUCAGUAUUCUGUGUUUCUAUGAAUCCCGUGAAAACCAAUAUCUGUGCCUCUGGUGGCGGUGAUGAUUUGGCAUACAUUUGGGACAUCACCAACGGCGAGCAAGUUUGCCAGUUGACAGGCCAUAAGGAUUCUGUAGUUUCUGUGGGUUGGAGUUUUGAUGGUAAUUACGUUGCUACCGGCGGUAUGGAUAAUCAAAUUCGAGUAUGGAAAAGUGAGUCAGGCGUUGAAUUCAUCACCGCUACUGAAACGACUGAUGAAGUAGUUUGGUUAAGUUGGCAUCCUAAAGGCUUGUUCCUCGCUGCUGGAUGCAACGACGGUAGCGUCUGGAUGUUGAGUAUGCCUUCUGGUAAGGUUGUCCAAGUUUUCUAUGGCCAUACUGCUCCCACAAAUGCUGGCAAAUUUAUCCCUCCUGGUGUUGGCAAGCGUUUGGCUACAGUUGAUGACAUGGGUACUUUAAUCGUUUGGAAUCCAGCUACUGGUGACUCCGAAUGCCGAAUGACAGGUGAUGACCACCGAUUUGAUCCCGGCAACGAAGAAACCUCUGCAGGAUGGACAAGCUUCGAUAGUAACGGUGAUGGUAAUGUUUUAUUCCUCGGCGGCUCUUCCGGUAAAGUUAAAGUCGUAAAUAUUAACAAUAAUUACAUCUUGGCUUCGUUAGAAACACAGCGUGAAAGUGUAGAGGCUAUUACUUUAUGCCCUGUUUUACCUAUAUGUGCUUGUGCUAGCGUUGACGGUACAGUUGCUCUCUACGAUUCUUCAUCACUGAAAUUUAGACGAAGUCUAUAUCAUGGCCAACCUGUUAUUGAUUGCGUUUUCCUUCCAAAAUCUCCGUAUUUGCUUACUGCCUGUGCUGACUGUACCAUUCGUAAAUGGGAUGUCCGUUCUGGUCAACUUUUAGGCGAAUACACUGGGCAUCAGGAACCUAUACUCUGUAUGUCAAUCACUGCGGACGGGAAAAGGGUUAUUAGUGGCUCUGACGAUACAGAACUAUUAGUAUUUGACUGUGAAAACUAG
Messenger RNA from Schizosaccharomyces osmophilus, 1200 nucleotides. RefSeq names its product ribosome assembly protein Sqt1 (gene sqt1). The record is from RefSeq and is a predicted model, not a curated record. Bases 1 to 1200 code for a protein of 399 amino acids. The transcript has a single exon. Gene Ontology annotation, molecular function: protein binding. Lineage: Eukaryota; Fungi; Ascomycota; Schizosaccharomycetes; Schizosaccharomycetales; Schizosaccharomycetaceae.